AUGUCUUCUUCCCCGCCACCGACCCACAGCACCGGCGUCGGUGCCGCCGCCGACUCGCCUGCACCGCAAUCCCCAGCCAUCCCCGGAGCGGAAUCCUCGCCAUCCACGCCCGACGUGCGUGCGGACGAGGGUUCGGGCGAGGGAGGGGCGGACCUGCCGAUGACGAUGCAGGCGUCGGUCAUCUUGACGAGCUUGCCUAAGGAUGCCAAGAGCGCGCUGGAGGGCGCGGGGGAGGUGGGUGUUGAGAAGGUCAAGAUUCGCUUCCGCGCCGUCGGAUCUGCGCCUGGUCUCACUCAACCGGUCAGAAAGCUAUCAUCGACCGCGCGCUUUGAGUCGGUAGUGCGGUUCUUGCGGAAGCAGCUCCGUGUUCAAGACCACGAAAGCGUAUUCUGCUAUGUCAACAGCGUGUUCGCGCCUGGUUUGGAUGAAGGAAUUGGGAACUUGUGGAGGUGCUUCAAAACGAAAGACGAACUUGUGGUCGCGUAUUCGAUAACACCGGCAUUUGGUUGA
Messenger RNA from Lasiodiplodia theobromae, 510 nucleotides. RefSeq names its product Autophagy-like protein 12. The transcript is spliced from 3 exons. Gene Ontology annotation, cellular component: phagophore assembly site membrane; cytoplasm; Atg12-Atg5-Atg16 complex. The coding region runs from base 1 to 510 and encodes 169 amino acids. NCBI's taxonomy places the organism in Eukaryota, Fungi, Ascomycota, Dothideomycetes, Botryosphaeriales, Botryosphaeriaceae. The record is from RefSeq and is a predicted model, not a curated record. Gene Ontology annotation, biological process: nucleophagy; autophagosome assembly; C-terminal protein lipidation.